Oryza brachyantha (malo sina) is the source of this 2990-nucleotide messenger RNA. RefSeq lists its product as uncharacterized. Gene Ontology annotation, cellular component: periplasmic space. Gene Ontology annotation, molecular function: polyamine binding. The transcript has 9 exons. The record is from RefSeq and is a predicted model, not a curated record. Lineage: Eukaryota; Viridiplantae; Streptophyta; Magnoliopsida; Poales; Poaceae. The coding region runs from base 230 to 2812 and encodes 860 amino acids. Gene Ontology annotation, biological process: polyamine transport.
AAGUAAUGGCAGGCAGCGGCGAGAGGCGAGAAGAAAAGCGAGGCGAGGAGGUCGCGUCGCAGCGCACGCAAGCAAACCAGAGCGACCGAGCGAGCAAGCGCGCGGCCGCGGCGGCGAGCAAGCCCUUCCGCCGGCGCCGGCGCCGCGCCGGGCUCGCUAGGGAUUCGUGCCCCCGUCGUCGUCGUCGGCGGCGGCGGGAGGGAGCUGGAAGUGGAAGUGGGGCGGCGAGAUGAUGGAGGGCGGGUGCGGCGAAGGGGUAGGAGGCGGCGGCGGAGGAGGAGGAGGAGGGAGGGACGAGCGGGUGCCGCAGUGGGGGGCGCAGGAGACGCGGGAGCUGAUCGCGGCCCGCGGGGAGAUUGAGCGGGAGGCCGUCGCCGCGCGCCGCAGCGCCAAGACGAUGUGGGAGGCGGUGUCGGCUCGCCUCCGGGAGCGCGGGUACCGCCGCACCGCCGACCAAUGCAAGUGCAAGUGGAAGAACCUCGUCAACCGAUACAAGGGAAAAGAAACAUCUGAUCCGGAAAAUGGUAGGCAGUGUCCUUUCUUUGAUGAACUGCAUGCAGUCUUCACUGAACGAGCUAGAACUAUGCAACAACAACUCCUUGAGUCUGAAUCUGGGCCAUCUGUUAAGAAGAAACUAAAGCGGCCUAGUGGUAAUUUGUCAUCGGAGGAUUCGGACGAUGAGGAAGAUGCCGGUGAAGAAAGUGGCGAUGAGAAACCCUUAAGAGGCAGAAAGAGGAAAACUACUGAUAAGAGGCAACAAUCACAGCGAAGGGCAGAAAAGUCGAGGACUAGCAUUUCAAGCAUCCAUGAAUUGUUGCAGGAUUUCCUGGCGCAGCAACAGCGCAUGGAUAUUCAGUGGCAUGAGAUGAUGGAGAAGCGUUCCCGGGAACGACUUGUUUUUGAACAAGAAUGGCGACAGUCUCUGCAAAAGCUGGAGCAGGAGAGACUGAUGCUGGAGCACACCUGGAUGGAACGAGAGGAACAACGAAGGAUGAGAGAAGAAGACCGAGCUGAGAAAAGGGAUGCCCUACUGACCACACUCUUGAACAAACUGUUACAGGAAGAUCUGUCUACUGCAGAUACUGUUCUUGGAGUGAACAUUCCUUGUAGCAUUUCCAUUAGGCUUUUAGGAUUCUUUACCCGAAAACGUUUGGGAAUAUUGGCAUUUGGGAUAAGAUGGAUCGAUCGACCGAUCAGUGGAACUGGAAGGGUGUCAAUGGAGGGGAAGCUGCUGCUGCGUCCCCUCCUCUCCCACCCUCGCCUCCCCGUCGCGGGCCUCGUACCCAGCCGUCGCCUCCGCGCCUCCCGCAUCCUCCUCAGCGACCGGCGCCCGAGGCCGAAGGCGAGGCAGCUGGGUGUUUCCCUGCGGCGCCGGCCAAGCCACCAGACCGAGACGACGCCUAGCCGCGGAGGCCGGGAGUGGUGGGCGCCAACCGUCGUGGCGGGGUUGGUGCUCCAUCUGGCGCUAUGCUCCGUCGCCUUCCUCUUUCCCACCUAUGCACGCGCCUGCGUGGGCGCCCUCCCGCCCCCACCUGCCGGCGCCGUUGAGGUGGAGGAGGAGGAUGACGACGAGGAGUGGAAGGUCGCGUUGCAGCAGUGGAAGUCCAAGACUUACUCCCUCUCUGUUCCCCUGCGGGUCGUCGCGCUCCGCGGCUCCUUCCCUCCUGCGUGGAUCAAGGAUUUUGUUGAAGCUCAGGGGAAGAGGAUCAAAUUCAGCCCGGAGUUCCGGAGUAGCCUUGAUGCGCUCUUCUCAGAGAUGUCACAGUGUCUAGAGAAGGGUCAACUUCAGCCGAAAUCCACAAUGGCAGCUGAUGUUGUUUCCAUUGGGGACUCUUGGCUCGGCUAUGCCAUUCGUAAGGGAUUGUUAGAGCCUGUCAAGAACGCUGAAGAACAGGAUUGGUUUCGUAGCCUAAGUGACAGAUGGAAGAUUCAUCUGUGCAGGAACCACAAUGGCGAUGUAGAUCCUAAUGGCUCAAUUUGGGGGGUUCCAUACAGAUGGGGCACCGUGGUCAUUGCUUACAAGAAAAACAAGUUCAAAAGGCAUAACCUGAAACCAAUACAGGACUGGGAGGAUCUGUGGAGGCCUGAACUUGCUGGAAAAAUUUCAAUGGUAGAUUCUCCUAGAGAAGUUAUUGGUGCAGUCCUGAAGUAUCUAGGAUCCACAUAUAACACUAAUGACAUGGAAUCAGAAGUGAAUGGUGGUAGGGAAACUGUCUUAGAAAGUUUGACUCAACUACAGAAGCAGGUUCAACUAUUUGAUAACAUGAACUAUCUUAAGUCGUUUGGAGUAGGAGAUGUAUGGGUUGCAGUAGGUUGGAGCAGUGAUGUCAUUCCUGCUGCAAAGCGAAUGUCUAAUGUUGCAGUGGUGGUUCCCAAGUCAGGCAGUAGUCUAUGGGCUGAUCUAUGGGCGAUACCGUCUGCGACCAAAUUUCAGACUGACCGAAUUGGCGGCAGAACAAGAGGCCCAUCUCCGCUUAUCCACCAGUGGUUUGACUUCUGCCUGCAGAGCGCUAGGAGCUUACCCUUUCGGCAAGAUGUCAUCCCAGGAGCAUCGCCAUUGUUCCUUGAGAACCCGGUGCCUGAAGUUCCUCAAGAACGAAACAAGAGAAAGCCGAAGCUGGACACGAAUCUUGUCAGGGGAGCACCACCCCUUGAAAUCCUGGGAAAAUGCGAGUUUCUAGAGCCUCUAUCAGAAAAGGCACUGGACGAUUACCAAUGGCUGAUAUCGAGAAUGCAGAGACCACAUCGUGGUCUAUUUGGAAAUUUGUUGCAAAAUAUAUCGAGUGUACUGAACUUCAAAUCAAGAGCUUAAAGAAUUUCACAGUUUGUCUGUGGUUCUGUACUUAUGUUCGCCAUCAUCUCUGCGGUUUGCUUGCAUGUCAGUGGUCUGGUGAUUUUCCGACUGGAGAGGAUUUGAAGAAACACUUGCUAUUAAUUAGUGGGGUGCUAUUGCCUCUUCACAUGCAUAUAAGAAAGAUCAUUUUACAGAA